ACUGUUUUGUUUAUCGGGAUUUAACUUCCCAACUUGGCAACCCAAAGACUGUCAAAUGAAAUGCGGCAAUAAAAAGCCGCAUAGCAACGCAACAUCAGUCGUCAGCUGUUUGACAGAUUGAGCUUGUGAAGGAACGCAAUUUCGGAAUCUAAAUAAUUUUGCACAAAGAAAAUCAUUACAGAUUUACUGAAACGUUCUGUGCUAAAAUUUCGUGACUGUACAGUGUAUAAAAAAAAACAUUUCCAUCGUCCAUCAGUGAAUCAGUGCUGUGAAAACAAAAACGCACGAGAUCAAUUUUGAAUUUAGAAUUCGAGAUUUUUGCCAUACCCCCCAGACAUGCACGCUUAGACCAACCAAAAAUGACCAGCCCAUUCAGAAGGAAAUACACAACCAGCAUAUUCCUAAACACAUAAACACUAGACAUUACCAAAAACUCCAGUGAGAUAGUGUAAUAGUUCCUUUUGAGUGAUAUUAGUGAUAGUGAAGUGCCAUUAGUGAAUAAUUAAUAAGUAAAUAUGAGUUUGUGGUGGUUGGUGGUCGUGCUGGCCGCGGCGAGUGCGGACAGGAGUGCUCUACCCCCGACUUGUGAUAGUUUAAUAUACUGCCAUGGGCCGCUGCUGGACACGGUGCAGAUGGCCGGCCUCUACAACGACUCCAAGACCUUCGUGGACAUGAAGAUCAAGGUCUCCGCCAACAUCACCAUGGAACACUUCCAGGAGAUGAUGAACAAGACAGGUUCGCGGCCGACAAAAGCGGAUAUCAUGGAGUUUGUUAUCCAGAACUUUGAUCCUGAGGGCUCGGAGUUCGAGAAGUGGAUCCCGCCGGACUGGCAUGAUGACCCUGCAUUCCUGAAGCUGAUCAAAGACCCUCAACUCAUGGAGUGGGGGAGAGAGCUGCAUCAGCUCUGGCUGCAGCUGGGCCGGAAGAUGAAGCAGGACGUCAAGGAGAACCAGGACCUGUACUCCAUCAUCUACGUGGACCACCCUGUGAUAGUGCCUGGCGGCAGGUUCCGCGAGUUCUACUACUGGGAUUCCUACUGGAUCAUCAAGGGUCUGCUGCUGUCAGAAAUGAGAUCCACGGCCAGAGGAAUGAUCUCCAACUUCCUGGACAUCGUGGACAGAAUCGGGUUCAUUCCUAAUGGCGGCAGAAUAUAUUAUGUUAUGAGAUCUCAACCGCCCCUCCUGAUCCCGAUGGUGCAGCUGGUGAUGCAGGACUCGUACGACGAGGAGUUCCUCCGGCAGCACAUCCACACCAUGGACAAGGAGUUCGACUUCUGGAUGUCCAACCACACUGUCGAGGUCGAGCACAAAAACCACAAGUAUAAGUUAUUACGGUAUAAUGAUAUGUCGCAAGGACCGAGGCCGGAGAGCUAUAAGGAAGACAUCGAUGUCGCCAGAAACCUGGAUAGUCUGGACAAGAAGGAGGAGUUGUACGCGGAGCUAAAGGCGGCUGCUGAGUCUGGCUGGGACUUCUCAUCUCGGUGGUUCAUCCUCAACGGAACCAAUAAAGGCAACCUGACGAAUCUCAAAACGCGUUCUAUCAUCCCGGUGGACCUGAACGCGAUCUUGUGCUGGAACGCAGAGAUCAUGCACGACUUCCACGCCAAGCUCGGGAACGUUGACAAGGCGGAGUAUUACAAGAAUGUGCAUGCACGGCUUUUGGAAGCUAUUGAUAAGGUCCUUUGGCACGAAGACGUCGGGGUGUGGUUAGACUUCAACCUGGAGUCCGGUCGGCGGAGAGACUACUUCUACCCGUCCAAUGUCGCCCCACUUUGGACCGGCAGCUACGACCGAGCGAGAAGUGAAUACUACGUUAACAGGGUCAUCAAUUAUCUAGAUAUUAGCAAGGUGGAUAUCUAUGAAGGCGGCAUACCCACGACAUUCGAGCACUCCGGUGAGCAGUGGGACUACCCGAACGCGUGGCCACCGCUGCAGUACAUCAUGGUGGAGGGGCUCGCGAGCACCGGCCAGUCCGCCGCCGUGCGGCUGGCCACCGAGAUGGCCACCAAGUGGGUGCGCUCUAACUUCGCUGUUUGGAAGCAGAAGACUGCCAUGUUGGAAAAGUACGACGCGACAGUUUUCGGAGGCUACGGCGGCGGCGGCGAGUACGAGCUGCAGACCGGGUUCGGAUGGACGAACGGGGUCAUCAUGUCCCUGCUCACUAAAUAUGGAGCUGGUGAUUUAGAUAAAUUAUCGGCGUCGGACGCAUUUGGCACCGGCGGCGGCGCCGAGUCGGCGGCGGUGGCGGCGCACGUGGGCGCGGGCGGCGUCGCCACGGCGCUGCUGGUGGUGGCGGCGUCGUUAGCCGCGGGGACGUUAGGAAUAAUGAUGUACCGAAAGCGUCGAGAGUACCAACCGCUGUCAACCAUCGGCGAGAACGUGAAAUUCCUGUCCCGGCCCUACACGGAGCUGCGCAGUAUGAACGGCACCAAGUCCAGACUACGAUGAAUCUGUACAUAGUAUCGACAAUUAUAAUAUAGGCCACUCCACACUAGCGUCUCCGUCUAGUUAACUCUAUGGCUGCUGUUAGACGCUACGUUAGCGCAACUGUGCAGCGACGCCAUUUUCCAUAGCGCUGACUAGACGCCGACGCUCAAAAGAUGCUAGUGUGGGGCGGCCCUAUAACUCCAGGGGGCCUAGCCAAGGUGACAAUCGUAGAAAGUGAAACGCUAUCAUUUCCAUACAUUAUUUACGUUUAUCUUAGCAUACGAUUUUGGCUAACGCCCACAGAUAGCUUUAUAGGCCAAAAUUGAAUGUAUAAAUUGUACGGUUGCUCUUUAGUUGCGCCUAUUAGGCCAGCGAGAAAUGUGCACGUGCUAACUAGCUCUCCCUCAUUGAAAGAGAAAGAGACAAGCUUAUGUUCGGAUGUAACAAAGCAUGGUACGCAGAAAUUAAUCAAGAAAAACAGAUCAUUCGUAAUUAAAUAAAUUAUGGAAGUAUUCUUUGUUCUCCUCAUGAGUUUAACGUAUCUAUAGUUAUAUAGUGUCAUUCUAUGACGGGUGAUCAGCGAUCACGUGAUGCUUCCUAUAGAAAACUAAAUUUUUGGACGCCUAGGCCCGAACCCGGACCGUUCUAGUGUGAGUCAUCUCGGUAGAUCUCUUGGUGUAAGUCUUCCAGUAGUUAGUACAGUACCCGGCAAAAAAUAUUUCACAUCGGUUUUUGGAAAAAUACAAUUAUUGUUUACGAUGACUUCCUAACAUGUGUUCGGCCGCGUAAACUGAAGACGCCGGUUCGAUUCCGGCCUCGGCCACCUGGACUUGGUCACUCCUUUAGCCACUCACAUGAUUCAUGCAACUGUAGUUCCAAGCUGUCACCCUUAUUUUUACAUAAUAAUAGAGGUCACUGAAAAGUAUCAAUCAUGUGAGUGGUUAGUGUAUGACACAUAUUUCAGUUUAUUAGAGAUCCCACACUAGCGUCACCAGAGCGUUGGCGUCUAGUUAACUCUAUGGCUGCUGCUCGUUGACGCAACUGCGCACCGACGCCAUUUUCCAUAGCGCCGACGCUCAAAAGACGCUUGUGUGAGGUGGCCGUAUAAGCCAAAAGUCUCUUUCUAAAGAUCUGCAAUAUUUAUGGCCGGGUAAUGUACAUGCUUUAUUGGCUUUUGGAACGGGUUUUCCUUCAUAAACUUCAGAAAAGGACAUGAUUUUGGAAAUACAGUGAUGACAUAUGUAGUAGUAAAAUAAUUAUAGUAGAUCAACCAAAAAUCUAGACCGAUGACUUUGUGUUAUUUGUGUCUUCGAUAAGUUAAUAUUAGAAGUGACACCUUACACGCCUGCGAUCAAUACAUCUUUAGAUUGUAUUAUUUAUAACUAAAGAGUUAUUGAUUGAAUGCAGGAACUGAAUCAAAUUCAAUUUAAUAUAAAAUGUCGCUUUCUAAAUAUCAGACCUUUCUGUCAAAAAAGGGCCCUUAUGCACAUGAAGCAUAGGGACCCUUUUUAAUGGAAAGUCACAAAUUGUCUCCAGUGAAAUGGAAACUAAACUCAAUGAGUUAGAUACAAAUGUUGGAUAUUUUAGAAAAUGGAGUCUGUAAAAUACCAGUUCUUCAAGUGCUGUGAAUGAUUUAAACCUUGUAUAUAUAGUAUUAAGUGCUAAUAUCCUUUAACGUGUACAAUUUAACCGUCUCAGUUUUAUUAUGUUUAAUUAUUUAAUAUUUCUCUGGUCUUUAUAAUUAUAUUAAUCGAAGCUCAAACUUGUUUAAAGCAAUAUUUUGUAUACUUUAUGUCAAUGAAGUUUUGAAAUCACGUUUUUAUUGAAGUAGUUUUUGUGUUUUAUUUUUUGGCGAUUUAAACAAGAUUAUGCCUACAUUUAUGUAAAAUGCUAUACUAGUGAAUUUCUCGGAGCUGUUUAUGUAGUUAUAUGAUUUGUUUAAAUUGCUCAAUCAAUUAAAUACUGAUUUAAAUGCUCAUUAUGAAAGUGAAACGCUUUAAACCAUGUUUUACUAAUUUAUUAGAGAUUUAAUUCAUUUUAUCAUGGACAUAAUUUGUACUAGAUCUAAAUAUUUAUGGUUCUACUAUUUGUUUUAUAAAUUGUAGUUUAUCAGAAAAUAUUUGAAUUCAUUUGACACUUUAUUCAAAGAAUAGGCCAAAUUUAGACCAAUUUUGGAACAUAGCACGCCAUUGAUAGGGUAAGAUGAACACAGGGCCAAGAAGGAAACUUGUAUAGGUAUGACUUAUCUUACUCCAAAAUAAAUAGUUCGUUUCUUCAUCUGACCUUAAUGAAUCUGCAAUUAUUUCUACGACUAUGUGUAACCGAUUUCAUUUCACUAGCUUUAAUAAUAAACCCUCUAAAGGAGUCUAAAGUGUCAAAAAACACUUAGAGUGAGACCAAGAAAAGUCUGCAGAGAUUUAGACAGCCCACGCAGUGCAAGUGUUAUUUUAAACGUCAAACUUCCAUGAAAUUAUGACGUAUAAAUAACAUUUGCACUACGUGAGCUAUCAAAAUCACUGCACAUUUUUCUUGGUCUAACUCUAAGGUACUUGCACCUAAGAUGGCCCAUCGGUAUUUUUCUUGAGUUUAAUAUGAACGUGCGGUUUUGUCUAUGGUACUAGCGAACAUAUGCAAAAUUUUAACCGCCACUUAUAAAAGUAUGAUAGGUAUUUUGAAAGUAGGCAAGCUUAAGAAUCGGGCCAUCUUAGGUGCAAGUAUCUUUUACACUACUGUGUUUAGUUCUGACCUAAAUCUAGAACAAAGUCCGUAGUCGAAACAUAUAGGUAUUAUAUAUCUACUUUUAUAUAUUUAGGUAUUCAUGUCGAGUAUUAUUAGGUAUACUAGUUGUUACUUAUUAUAGCUUUAAGUAGACAAUUUUGUUUUCACUGUAAAUAGUGUUGAAUGUUAUUUUGCAUUUAUAGAAUAUGUGAUUUCAAAACGUCAUAUGUAUUCAUGUUUCAUCUUCUAGGAGCUUAUAAAUGUUUCAAAUAGUGUUUUCAAACACAAAUAAUACAUUUCUUCCUAAGUUCCACCCCACACUAGCUAGCGUCUUCCGAGCGUCGGCGUCUGACGUAACGUUGACGCAACUGCGCAGCGACGCCAUUUUGCAUAGCGCUGACUAGACGCCAACGCUCAAAAGACGCUAGUGUGAGGUGGUCUUGACUAGAUUAUCUAAUAUUUGGAUGGCAUUAUGCACAUACGACCAUUAACCUAAAAUUAUUUGGUUAUUUCUGCAUAAAACCAUUGACUAUGUGAAAACUGAGCUUAAAUUAUUUGAACUGCGGUGCUGGCACCGAAGUAGUGUAAGUUUAAAAUGUAUUUUUUCGAUCUGUUAUGUGUAUUUGAGAAAAGUAUAUUCAUGACAUGUAACCUUAUUCCUAGGUAGAUUAUUUUAACAAAUAACACUGUUUAUUUAGAAAGAAUUAAGUGACGUGAUUGAUUAAUUAUGAAACAGAUAGAUUGCCUACAUUUUUUGAUCGAAUACAUCUUGAAUAAAUAGAAGCUUCUAUAUUUUAAAUCAAUUUAUAUACCACGAGGUCAAUUCGAAUCGAGUACAUUUUGAUAUCUAAACUAAAUCAUUAAAUUUAGUUAUCAUUUGCAUGUGCAUUCCGUACGUACUAAGCGUUAGAGAGACGCGCGGGCGAAUGAUCUAAAAUGACAUCAUUUAUUAAUCAAAAUGUACGUUCAAAUAGGCCUCUAAUUUAAAAAUAAAUUUCUCCUGGCAAUUUUCACGUAAUUUGCCGUAAUAAACAUUGACUACCUUAAUGAACUGUUUAACAGGUAAAACUAUUUAUUUUAGAUAUAAAAUAGACAUUUUAUUUUGUUAAGAAUAUACCCUGUGACAUCCCAAGUGGUAACUCAGUGACGCAAAUAUAUUUUACGUGCAGUUUUGACUGGACUUUUGUCCUCAUAAUUAAAUAGUCGAUUUAAUGGUUUUCUUAAGAUAUCUCUGUACCCCUAACAUCUCACAUGUGAUAUUUUUGUUUAAUUAUAUCUAUGAUAUGGUUUAUUUUAACCAUUUUGUUCCUAGAUCGUUUUAGAUGAUUUUAUUCUCAGUUGUUGUUUUUCAUAUUUGUGGGUUACUAUGUUUUACUAUGGAGCGCAGCCAAGAUACGCGAAAGCUCUGUAUAUUAGAUAUUAGCAUGAACUUUGACAAAUAAAUAAGAAAUUUUUAAUUAAUUCAA
Cydia fagiglandana is the source of this 6610-nucleotide messenger RNA. RefSeq names its product trehalase-like (gene Treh-2). The record is from RefSeq and is a predicted model, not a curated record. The transcript is spliced from 16 exons. Bases 516 to 2447 code for a protein of 643 amino acids. Gene Ontology annotation, biological process: trehalose catabolic process. Lineage: Eukaryota; Metazoa; Arthropoda; Insecta; Lepidoptera; Tortricidae. Gene Ontology annotation, molecular function: alpha,alpha-trehalase activity.